AUGUCUUCGACCAUGAAAGCCGUCAAGGGGGGUGCCGGUGGAGUUGACACACUCUUCAUCAAUGACCAGACCCCUGUUCCCAAGGCCAAGGACGGCGAAGCGCUGAUCAAGAUCAAGGCUUUCGGCCUGAACCGAAUGGAUCUGAUCCAGCGUGAAGGAAAAUAUCCGCUGCCGCCGCAGGCCCCGACCACCCUCGGAGUCGAAUUCUCUGGAACCAUCUGCUCCUUCGGCCCCGGCUCUCACGGUGAUUUCAAGGAGGGCGAUGAGGUCUUUGGCCUGGCCUAUGGUGGCGCCUAUGCCGAAUAUAUUGCCGUCAGCUCCAAGAUGCUCUUGCACAAGCCGUCGUUCCUCUCGUGGGAGCAGGCCGCGGGGGUUCCCGAGACGUGGAUCACGGCCACGCAGGCCCUCUACCUGGUAGGCCAGUUCACCAAGGGCAAGUCGGUGCUCUGGCACGCCGGCGCCAGCGGCGUCUCCAUUUCCGGCAUCCAGCUCAGCAAGGACAGCGGCGCCUCGGCCGUCUUUGCCACUGCGGGGUCUGAUGAAAAGUGCGCCUUUAUCGAGCGGGAACUCGGCGCCACAAAGGCCUUCAACUACAAGUCGACGCCCAACUGGGACGAGGAGAUCCUCAAGGCCACUGGCGGCAAGGGUGUCGACAUCAUCAUUGACUUUAUUGGCGCCUCGUACUUUGAGCGUAACCUCAACGUGGCCGCCCGCGACGCGCACUGGGUUAUGCUGGGCAUGAUGGGCGGCACCAAGCUCCAGGACGUUGAUGUCGGCAAGCUUCUCUUCAAGCGCGUUCGCAUCGAGGGCAGUACGCUGAGGUCGAGGGAUCCCGAGUACCAGGGCAAGCUGAGGGACAAGCUGGCCGAAUACAUUCCAGACUUUGAAUCAGGAAAGCUCAAGGUCCUCGUCGACACUGUACUGCCAAUGGAGAAGAUUCAGGACGCGCACCGCUUAUUGGAAGCCAACAAGACGACGGGUAAGAUUAUUUGCACCAUUGGUCAAUCGUAG
Pestalotiopsis fici W106-1 is the source of this 1011-nucleotide messenger RNA. RefSeq lists its product as uncharacterized. Lineage: Eukaryota; Fungi; Ascomycota; Sordariomycetes; Amphisphaeriales; Sporocadaceae. The record is from RefSeq and is a predicted model, not a curated record. The transcript is spliced from 2 exons. Gene Ontology annotation, molecular function: oxidoreductase activity. The coding region runs from base 1 to 1011 and encodes 336 amino acids.